Molecule: messenger RNA, 3764 nt
Organism: Physcomitrium patens
Lineage: Eukaryota; Viridiplantae; Streptophyta; Bryopsida; Funariales; Funariaceae
Biological process (GO): actin cytoskeleton organization; actin nucleation
Molecular function (GO): actin filament binding
Source: RefSeq, a predicted model, not a curated record
GAGCGAGAGUGCACCUCGUGGGGGGAAAGUAACAGCACCUUGUGAAGAGAGGGAUGGAAAGAAAACUGUAUCAUUGUCAGUGAACAUGAGCCUGACUUGCAAACUUUGCUUCUGAUGCUACGCUUCUGAAACGCGUUCACGCGCCGACAGUGACGGCGGCAGGGAAGAGUCUGGUGAAAGGAUGCUGAGAUGAAUUCGUUCUUGGCGAUAGUCCUGCUCAAACUUUGGGUGAUAUUCUGUAGUCGCUGCGACGUGUGAUCGUCGGCACUCUAAAUUCUGCAGGGAUGAUUUUUGGUGGAGUAUGUCAGGCGGUACGUCGUGGUUUUUGCCAUGCCCCGAAAGUUGGGGUGACGAAUUAUGACAAGAGGGGUUGAGAAUAUUUCUGGAAGGUCUAAUAUGUCUAAUUCGACGGUGGUGGCUCCAGCCAAAGCUAUUGUUAAUGUGUCAGCUGCACCUCCAGCCACUACCCCAGUCCUGUCUCCACCUCCUGCAUAUCUCGUGCCCUCUGCAUCAUCUCCGGAGGGGACGUUGGUCAUAGCCAAAACUCAAUCGUCAGACAUCUCAUGGAUUGCCAUAGUAGGUGUGCUCGUAGCAUUUCUCGUGGUCGCAGUAAUAACCCUCAUCUGGUUCUGGUACAAGAAACGAGAGUACAAGAAAGCCUUGCAGGAGCAUAGGGAUCUCUACGAAGAAAAUGAGGCCAACUUCAAUCGUGAAGGCGAGGUUGAUGAGGAACAAGGAAUACCAAGCAAGACAGGACAGAAGAUUCUGUCAGAUUUUGAGCGAGCGCUUGCGAGUCAGUCGGCGUCGAAGAAGUUCGAUGGAGGAGAUGAUGGGGAUGACGCAACAUCUGGAGCGAGAAUUGUGGAGCAGGGCAUACCUGUCUACACGAGGGACAAGCAUGUGGUCGAGGGUUUCAGGAAGAAGGACUCAGGGGGGUUUAGGAACAAGGUCUUACCGGGGGAUUUCAAUUGGAAACAGGAGGAGAAUUUCUCUGACGAACUGUUCUACAAGGGGGAGAAAAUGGGAGUGCGAUACAGUAGAGCAGAACUAGGUAACAUUGAUUUUCUAACCAAAAUACCUUCGAGCGAAAAGGUUGCUUCGAAGGUUGGGCGUUCGGAGAGCGAAUCGGCGAGUUUACUGGGAACUCUCAACAGAUCGCACACCAUUGCUGCAUCACCAGCCAGAGAGGAGGAGCGGAGUAAAAUUGGAUGGAAAUCACGAACACUAUCACUUCCCGCUUUCCACCAUAGAUCAUUGCAAGGGUCACGCGACACAAGCGUAAACAUGAAAGGAGAAAAUAGGGCGGAAGCACCGCGCACAGUCAUUUUCCCUCUUACGCCGCAUCCACAUGCGUUGCCAUCUUCUCCCUCUCAUAGAUACUCUUCCACUGCUUUUGGUGACAAUCUCGCUCCUGCACCGCUGGCUCGGGUAUCAUGUUGGAAAGCGUCUCGGCUGUCUGUUCAAAGCAAUGCAGCUUUGAAUAACCCUACUUUCAUUGUUCCGCCUUCCACCCCUCCCCCCCUACUGCCGCUUCCUGCGACAUUAGGCGAGGCAGAUGAGCAUGGGAGAACAUUGAAAGGAUCUAAGAAGGCGGAAUCGAAGUGGGCGAUUGCAAGUUAUUGCCCCUCUACUCCCCCACCUCCUAUUCCUGUUCCAUUUCUGUCUCCUCUUGCUCCUCCAUCUCAGGAACACACCCAAUCUCUUCUUCUUGCCACAUCUCUUACUCUAUCCACAUCUCCAUCUUCCCCAUCUUCUACACUUGGUGCAGAUGGAUCUCCUUCUUCGGGGUUGUCGCAUGCAAAUUUCAACGAAGGUGGAGAUCUUUCGUCUCAGCCACCUCCCCCACCUCCUCCGCCCCCUCCACCAUUGCCAACUCUCUCCUGCAGGAAGUUCAUUAAUCUUCCAGCUCCGGACGACCCGAUGAAACUCACACCACCACCAUCUCCUCCAUCAAACCCGCACGAGGAAAGAAAGCUCACACCGCCUGUAUCUCCGGAAUGUCCACAGGACGGGAGGAAGAUUACACCGCCUCCAUCCCCUAUACCUCCAUUCCCAACUCUGCCCCGCAAGAGUGUCACUCCACCUCCAUCCCCUCCACCCCCUGUAAUGCCGAGUAGUGCAUCGAAACCAAAGCUGGCUGCAUUGAUACUACCUGGACGACCUGAUCUUGGAGCUGAUAACGUAGAGGGUUUUAGAAUUAAUCGUCGCUCACCAAAACAGCCGCAGAAGAUGCGACCUCUCCACUGGGAAAAGCUCAAACCAGAGUCGCACAAAUCAAUGGUGUGGGACAAUAUCACCAACUCAAUGGAGCUUGAUGAAGAAAUGAUCGAACAUAUGUUUGGUGUGACAACUAGAGCCUCCGAAGACGAAGGUCCCAAGCAGUCUGCGUCUACAGUUACAAUUGAGAGGGCUGAAAUGCUUUAUCCAAGAAAAGCUCACAACAUUGCCAUUCAGCUUCGUGCGCGGGGAUUAUCAAGAAUAGAAGUUCGCAAUGCUUUACUAGAGGGCGAGGGUCUGAGUCAGGAGAUCUUGGAGCUCCUUGUGAAGAUGGCUCCCACGGAUGAUGAGAUGACUAAGUUUCAAGGCUAUCACGGUGACCCAACAUUACUUGGUCCCGCAGAUCGCUUUGUGCAGGGAAUACUUCAAAUUCCGAGUGCUUUUGAGCGCCUUAAUUCUAUGCUAUACAGGGCAUCGUUUAGCGAAGAGCUUACCCAACUUCAAUGUACAAUAACUACACUCGAGAUGGCCUGCAAGGAGCUGAAGAGUAGCCGCACCUUCACGAAACUGCUGGAGGCAGUCUUAAAAACAGGAAACCGGCUCAAUACGGGAACGUUUCGAGGGGACGCCAAGGCUUUCAAGUUGGACACUCUACUGAAACUCGCGGACGUGAAGGGAGUAGACGGGAAGACGACACUAUUGCACUUCCUUAUCAAGGAGAUCGUCAAAGCAGAAGCCUUUCGAGCUGCACGAUUAGCCGGUUUCCACGACUCUUCCACACCAUCAAGCACAUGGAGCUCACUGUGCCCGUCUCCGACCUGCACAUCUCCUUCCUCUCCUCUUUCUCAUUUCGCAAGAGGUAUGGAAGCUGAGCUGAACAGAUGUCAGAGUGAAAUUAGCAACAGCAGCAGCCUAGGCGGCUUCCGGAGAAUAGGAAUGGAUGUAGUGAGAGGAAUUCCAAAUGAGUUAGAUCACGUCCGGAAGGCCGGCGGUAUGGAUAUCUCAACAAUAAGGCUCGGUGUAAGUAGGCUCCAAACGGGACUCCAAGACAUGAAGACGACGCUGGAGAAACUGCAUGAACCUAGUGAGGGGGUCGGAAUCGGAAUUAGAACCACAACGUAUGACCUAACCGACGAUGUGUUUAGCGACAGAAUGGCGGGCUUCGUUGAGGACGCGGAGGCAAAAUUGAGUGUGAUUCAGAAGGAUUUAGAGAUAGUCUUAGCGAGUGCAAAGGACAUUAGUGUAUAUUUUUACGGAGAGGCAGACACAGCGAAGAGCACACAGCCCUUGAAAGUAUUCAUGGUCAUGCGAGACUUUCUUGCAAUGUUGGAACAAGCUUGUGAAGACGUGAUGAAGGGCAAUGCUCCUCUGCCACCACCAUCAACAGGACCGUCGAGACGCAAUAGUUUGACUCUGCCGAUGUAGACGACCGAUCUCAGCUGACGGAGCGGGCUUUUUCGACGCGGCUUGUAGAUAAUCAUUCUGGAGCCUCAUUCUGGCUCUAACAGCGGCCUUGAUUUUUGUACCAUUUUUUUUUUUUUUUUUUU